AGGCUGCAGGCUCAGAAACAGCAUUCUGAUCUGUUAUUUAACUGCUUUUUAAACCAUGAGUGAACCCAGAGGUCAGAUGCAGACUUCAAAUGCUGCAAGCAGCUCCUUAAUGGAACAACAGUCUGCUUCACCCGACCCUGAUGUCCCACCUUCAUCUUCGUCUUCAAAGCUUGGCCAGAGCAACUUCAGGAGAGUCAGCCGCACAGAGGACAGCAGUCCAUAUCCGAUCCCUGGCCUAGCAGCUGACAUCCUGCACAUGCGAGUGAAAGAAGGAAGCAAGAUCCGUAAUUUACUGCGGUUUGCAACAGCUCGCAUGGAAGGGGAAGGGGAAGGGAAAGACAGCAAUGGGACAUCGCUGAGACAGGUGGUCUUCACUGGCUCAGGAAGAGGAGUCACCAAGACCAUCAAUUGUGUGGAGAUUCUGAAACGAAAAGUUGGAGAACUCCACCAGGUGUCAAAGCUCUACUACAAGACGGUGAAUGAGGUCUGGGAGAGUCCCCAGCAGGGAGCCCCAGGUAUAACCAUGCAGAGGACUGUCCCUGCCAUCUGUAUCCUGCUCUCUAAAGACCCUCUGGAUCCCCAGGAGCCUGGAUACCAACCCCCCCAAACCAAGAGUGUCCCCACAGAGGAUGCAGAGAGACGCAGAGGUCUGAUCAGGCCGGCUCACAGUCCCUCCUCACAGCACACAGCCAAGAGAGUCUGUCUGGGUGACUGAGUGUAGGUCCCUCGUGAACGUCUGUCAAGUCCAACUUAUACAGAGGAGCAACGGAAAGCAUCCUAACUGGAAACAUGCAAAGAGGAAAAGUACAUCCAUCCACUGAGCAUCAGUGAUAUUGGUAUGACAGUGUGCCGGCAAGUGGCCUAAAAGCCUGUUCACCUGAUACAAAAAUAUCCUCUGAGGAGCCACCUGACUACAGAGCAGCUUCUUUUCUCAGGCUGUAUGGCUCUCAAUCAUAAAAACAUUUCUGUGUUUUUCUUAUGUAGUAUAACAGGAAUACAAAUGGAUUACCUUGUAUGGUA
This is a messenger RNA of Notothenia coriiceps (black rockcod), 1020 nucleotides long. RefSeq names its product ribonuclease P/MRP subunit p25, a (gene rpp25a). NCBI's taxonomy places the organism in Eukaryota, Metazoa, Chordata, Actinopteri, Perciformes, Nototheniidae. Bases 56 to 715 code for a protein of 219 amino acids. Gene Ontology annotation, biological process: tRNA 5'-leader removal. The transcript has a single exon. Gene Ontology annotation, cellular component: ribonuclease MRP complex. The record is from RefSeq and is a predicted model, not a curated record. Gene Ontology annotation, molecular function: RNA binding.